CGACAUUGUCGACGACGUCUUUUCCUUUCCUUCAUCCUCUCAAAUCAGAAUCCGAAUUCCAGAUAAUUAUCGUCGGAAUUCAGAAGCCAACCAAUACGAAACCCUAAUUUACACGUAGCGGGAGAUUUUACUGCAAGAGACUCGCGAUUCCGACCCGCUUUCAGACGGUCGAAACACGCCGUUUACCCACCUGUUCAAUUACGUUUAUACUCACAAUUUUGAGACCUCAAUUCGAUUCUCUUUUUGGGUCGAGCAAAUGAUAGAACCUGGAAGCUCACUUGAUCACGCUUGAGUCUGUAGAGUCUGUGGCGCAAAUAUGUAUCAUGCCAAGAAAUUUUCAACUGCGAGCUUAGUGCCGCAUAAAACUCAAGAUGCCGAACAAGUUGCCAAUGCUGGAAGUUUAGGUGGAGCUGGAGUAAAGAAUAACAGUCCUCCUGGAGGUUCUGGGAAACAGCGUUUGCGGUGGACUUCAGAUCUUCAUGACCGCUUUGUGGAUGCAAUCACACAACUUGGUGGACCAGAUAGGGCAACACCGAAAGGUGUCCUAAGAGUGAUGGGUGUCCCUGGACUUACCAUUUAUCACGUGAAAAGCCAUUUACAGAAAUAUCGCCUUGCAAAAUACCUGCCAGAGUCUUCAGCUGAUGGUUUCAAAGACGAGAAGAAAGGCUCUGCAGAAAGCCUCUCUGACAUGGAUUCUUCCCCGGGGGUUCAGAUUAAUGAAGCAUUGAGAAUGCAGAUGGAGGUCCAGAAGCGUCUACAUGAACAACUUGAGGUGCAGAGGCAGUUACAAAUGAGGAUAGAAGCCCAAGGAAAAUACUUGCAGAAGAUCAUUGAGGAGCAGCAGAAACUAGGUGGGGUGCUAAAAGCUUCUGAGCCACUGGCCAAGGAGAAGGAAACGGCCUCUCCAACUGAGAUGCCUCCAACUACCCCAUCAGGAGUGUCUUCUCCCCGUAAGAAACCAAGGUUGGAUGAUGAUUUGAGAGAUGACAGCUGCUGUUCCCCGGUUCCUACAGAAAUCUGACCAGAAGAACAUCUUAAUUGGGACCAAAAAUUGAAUCUUGGGGAUGGGAUUGAAAGAUAGAGAGAAGAUGGCGGCGUUGCAACAUGGCCUAUCGAACUGGGCCCCAUGUGUAAAUCUAAGUAAGAGCUCUCUUUGUCAUUAGUAACAUGCUUGUCCAGAUACAGACCACGCUUGUUGGAAGUGCAUACCUGUAAUCAAUUUAUGGUUGUAUAAUUCAAAACAAUGUGUAGUUGUUCCAUUGCCUUCUCUGUAAUUUGCAUAGAAGUUGAGAUUCUCAGUAUGUUAUAGUAUUCUUAUUUGAUGAGAAGCUGGAUUUCAUCUGAA
Tripterygium wilfordii is the source of this 1345-nucleotide messenger RNA. Its product is annotated as myb family transcription factor PHL7-like. The transcript is spliced from 7 exons. Gene Ontology annotation, molecular function: DNA-binding transcription factor activity; DNA binding. The coding region runs from base 317 to 1021 and encodes 234 amino acids. Lineage: Eukaryota; Viridiplantae; Streptophyta; Magnoliopsida; Celastrales; Celastraceae. The record is from RefSeq and is a predicted model, not a curated record.